CGCGGCGCUGCGCGGGGCGGCUGGCACAGGCGGCGGCGCCGGGGCCGGAGGAAAAACCCCCCCCCUGUUGGUCAUCUCCUUGGCCCACUGCUGCCUCACAAAGGCCCAAGGACAACGCGGGAUCAUGUCCCAGCUUCCCGGGCUAUGAGAAGAGCUGUCUGCCCAGUCCCAUUCAGUCCUGUGCCAGGUUCUGCCACUGUUGUCCCCAGCUGCAGUGAGAGGAGGAGGAGGCUGGCACCAUGGGCUCGGGCAGUGUCCUCCGUGCCUGGGGGAUGAAAACGCUGCCAUGGACAGCCCAUGCCAAUCCGACCUCCUGAGCAGGAGUCUCCCUCAGCUGCCCACUGUGGACACCCCUGGGCACAGCCUUGCCAGGAUGGGCUUGGAGAGCUAUGUGUCCUGUCCUUCACAGCCCUCCUUCCACCUGUCUGGUCCUUGCGAGGCUUUGGCUGGCCCCAGCAGCAGUGGGGGUGGCCCUCUGCCCCCAGGAGCCGGCAUUCCCUCAGCUGCAGCCAGCCCCAUGCCCGAGGGGCGCAGUGGGCAGGGAGGUGGGGAGUUGCGACCCUUACAGAGUGAGGGGGCUGCUGUGCUGAUCACCAAGGAGUGCCCACUGCUGGCCGCCCGGGGGGCCCAGCCUGAAGCCCCCAAGCGGAAGCAGGCCGAGAGCGGUGGCGACACCCCGCCCGGCAAGCGGCGCUGGGCAGAGGAGGGCAGUGAGACGCCGGUGCAGAGGGAGGCCGUGGUCUCUGCUGCUGAGCGGCUGGCUGUGGACUACAUCGUACCCUGCAUGCGAUGCUAUGGCAUCUGUGUGAAAGACGGCUUCCUUGGGGCGGCCUUGGGCAGCCGAGUGCUGGCAGAGGUAGAGGCCUUGAACCGAGAUGGGCGCUUUCGGGAUGGACAGCUUGUGAGCCAGCGGGCCAUCCCCUCACGUAGCAUCCGAGGAGACCAGAUUGCCUGGGUGGAGGGGCGUGAGCCCGGCUGCGAGAGCAUCGGGGCCCUGAUGGCCCAUGUGGACGAGGUGAUCCUACACUGUGCUGGGCGCCUGGGCAGCUACAUCAUCAACGGCCGGACCAAGGAGCCUCCUGACGGCCCCGCCCCUCUGUGCCUCCCGCAGGCCAUGGUGGCUUGUUACCCUGGCAACGGGCUGGGCUAUGUGCGGCAUGUGGACAACCCCCACGGGGAUGGGCGCUGCAUCACCUGUAUCUAUUACCUGAACCAGAACUGGGACAUCAAGACCCACGGUGGCUUGCUGCAGAUCUUCCCCGAGGGUCGGCCUGUGGUGGCCAACAUCGAGCCUCUGUUUGAUCGGCUGCUGAUCUUCUGGUCGGACCGCAGGAAUCCCCACGAGGUGAAGCCGGCCUACGCCACCAGGUGCGCCCUUGACCACCCUCCUCCCUCACCUCCAGGGACCACUGAAGCAGCUGCUUGGGCCUGGGUACGCCAUCACUGUCUGGUAUUUUGAUGCCAAGGAACGGGCUGCAGCCAAGGACAAGUAUCUACUAGCAUCAGGCCAGAAGGGCAUUCAGGUGCCUGUGUCCCAGCCAGGCCAGCCUACCUAGCGGAGAGCACUUGGAACCAGCCGGAUGGUCGCGUCCCCCCCCCCCCCCCCGUGCUGCUCUGCUGGCGGCCGGGCUGGGCUGUCCUGGACACCAUGGCCGUUCUCUCUGCUGCUGCUUCUGCCUUUGCCUGCCUGCCUUCCCCCUCCCCAUGUGGGUGGAGGGGUUACUGCCAGCCCUCGAGGGGAGCAGGAUCGCCUACUCCUGGCACAGCGGGAGCUGGGCAGGGACAGGCAGCAUCCCGUGCACGUGGCCCUUUCCCCAGCUCCGCAAGGAGUAAGCCUCCCGUGGACUCGCCCCACAGUGGGGCCCCCUGGCACUGCCCCCUCUAACCAGGAUACAAGAUUGGAAUUGUUGGGGGUGGGGAGGGUCAUGGCCUCUUGCUGGCAGGGGGGAUGGGUGGGACUCCUGCCCCCUUCCUCCAGCCUGGAAUGUGAAGUGCCCCCCCACCUUGGCCCUGGCCUCCUCUGGACUGAGCCUUCUGUGGGGGUAGGGGUGCUCAGCGGAGCCUCGGCUGCAGACUUGCCGCCCGCCCCCAAAUAAAGUUUACCUCAGAGCCGGG
Molecule: messenger RNA, 2115 nt
Organism: Phascolarctos cinereus (koala)
Lineage: Eukaryota; Metazoa; Chordata; Mammalia; Diprotodontia; Phascolarctidae
Gene: EGLN2
Product: egl-9 family hypoxia inducible factor 2
Biological process (GO): peptidyl-proline hydroxylation to 4-hydroxy-L-proline; cellular response to hypoxia
Cellular component (GO): nucleus; cytoplasm
Molecular function (GO): L-ascorbic acid binding; peptidyl-proline 4-dioxygenase activity; ferrous iron binding
Source: RefSeq, a predicted model, not a curated record